AGACGAUGAAAAUUGUCAGAGAAAUUCCUUAGGUAAAGAAACAACACAAUUAUGGCAUACCCUCCACAACCUCCGGGAGUGCAAGGUAUUCCGGAUCUACAAUUUGUUAAGACUACUCUGUCUGCAAUACAACAAUUGAACCGUGUCGCUUUGGAAGCAAUGAACAAUAAAGAUUAUGAAAAAGCUCUUGAUGCUUACACUCGAUCAAUUCCUUUGGGGAUUCAAAUCUAUGUUCCUAAAGAAUUUGGAAAGUUACUGUCCAAUAGAGCGUUUGUCUAUUAUAAUAUGGGAGAUUACAGAAGAAGUUUGUUUGAUGCUAAUCAAGCCUCGCUACAUUAUCCAGAAUAUUUCAAGUGUUAUUUAAGACAAGGUUUUGCAUACAAAAAGCUUAACGAACCAGUCAAUGCUGUGGCAUCGUUUAUAAAUGCAGUGAAUAUAUGUAGACAAUAUUCAGAUUUAUGCUCACAUGGUGUGGCUGUUUGUUAUGUAGAAUUGAUAAAGGUUCUUUGUGAAGUUGAAGAUAUAUUUGACCUAGAUUCAAAAAUAAUUGGUGCAGAAUCAGGCAUAGUUGAUGCAGGAAAUUUAACUCUUAAGGAUAUAUUCCUGUACCAGCUGUCAUCAGACGGUCAUUGUCAAUGGAAAGCCAUUUCCUAUUUGUUAAUAGGUGCUAUUACAGGCGCUGAUUCAAAACUUGCAGGAAGUUGUUCAAACUGCAAUUGUUCUUCCUUAUCAGUUUUGAAGUUGUUUUCUGAGACCAUAGACUCACAGCAAAAAGAAUGGGGCUGCAAACUGGCAAUUAAACUGUUACAAAAUGGUGCUUCAUUUCAAGAAUUUGAGAGCGGAUUGGACGGGAGCGUUAUUCACUUCUGUGUUAACAUUACUUUGAAAACAGGUAAUGUUGAGUUUUUGAAAUAUUUGCUAUCAACUCAUAUAAAAACAACAUCAAGCAUGAAUGUCAAACUCAACGGAGAUACACCACUUCACGUUCUUGUGAAGGAUUCAGAAAUACGUAAAACGACUAUUGGUCAAACGAUAAUUGGUCUUUUGGUUAAUCAUGGUUGUGGUUUAAAUAUAAAAGACAGUGCGGGGAAAACAGCCAUUGAAUAUACGAGUAAAUCUGACCAAGUAUUCAGCUUAUUACAGAAUGCCUCAGGUAGCAGUAAAGGUAGUGGAAUUAGUGCAAAUAUAACGAGAGUUCGGAAGAUUGGAAAAGAGGCUCUUCAGGCAGGCAACUUAAAUAAGGCGCUUGAAAUAUACACAAAAGGAAUAAAAUAUUGUUCAGAUGAGGGAGACUCCAAAAAUGAGGCAAUAAUGUAUACAAACAGGGCAACUGUAUAUACUAAGCUGAACCAACAUGAAAUGGCAUUAAAAGAUGCAGAAAGUGCUAUUCUAGCUGAUUCGUCAUGGCAUAAGGCACACUAGAGGAGAGGAAAAGAACUGUAUCUUCUGAAAAAAUAUGACGAGGCAUUUGAAACAUUCCUGAAUGGAUUUGAAGUUUUUAAGCUAGCAUGUGGCGAUAAAGAUUUAGUUGAUUUGAUCAUCGGUGCUGUCAUUGCAUUUCCAAAUAUACCAGACAAUCUUAAAGCAACGAGAUACGAAAAAUUGUUAAACACAUCUUUAGUCCAGUUUUGGCCUGACGUACUGAAAAGAUUAUCCAAAGAGUCUGAAUGGAAAGUGAUCAGCUAUUUGAUUUUAGGGUUGAUUACAGAGGUUCCAUCAAAUCUUACAGAUUAUGGGGCUGCAUAUUCCGUUGACACCAGUAAGAUGCAACUGAGCACCGUGUUCAAAUUUAUAGCAGAAAAUAAAACUGAUAAAUCAGUUUCAAAUUGGUUGACGCCAACAUUGAUUGUUCUUCUGUUCAAGCAUGAACAAUUUCUCAACUUUAAAAACGAUGAUAAGGACAAUUGUAUCCACGCUGCUGUGAAAUAUUCUCUUAUUACAGGUGACGUACGUCUGUUAGAACAAAUGCCUGUACAAGGAACUCCCUUCGUCAAUGAAUAUUUGAAUGCUAACAACGAGUCUCCUUACCAUGUGAUAACCAAGAACGGAUUUACCAAAGACUGCCAGUUAAUGAAAAAAGUCGUGUUAAUUUUGAUAGAUAAAAACUUCACAGCUAGUUUAAGAGACAAUGGACACUGUUUACCGAUAUAUUACUUGGAGGAACAUCAGUUUGACGAAUUAUACGAAGAUCUACGGAAAAUAA
Molecule: messenger RNA, 2203 nt
Organism: Mytilus trossulus (common blue mussel)
Lineage: Eukaryota; Metazoa; Mollusca; Bivalvia; Mytilida; Mytilidae
Exons: 10
Coding region: 52-1422 (456 amino acids)
Biological process (GO): post-translational protein targeting to endoplasmic reticulum membrane
Cellular component (GO): TRC complex; membrane
Molecular function (GO): molecular adaptor activity; protein binding
Source: RefSeq, a predicted model, not a curated record